Messenger RNA from Corythoichthys intestinalis (scribbled pipefish), 7458 nucleotides. RefSeq names its product adaptor related protein complex 3 subunit beta 1a (gene ap3b1a). The record is from RefSeq and is a predicted model, not a curated record. Gene Ontology annotation, biological process: anterograde synaptic vesicle transport; vesicle-mediated transport; intracellular protein transport. Gene Ontology annotation, cellular component: membrane coat; AP-3 adaptor complex; clathrin adaptor complex. The coding region runs from base 197 to 3490 and encodes 1097 amino acids. Lineage: Eukaryota; Metazoa; Chordata; Actinopteri; Syngnathiformes; Syngnathidae. The transcript is spliced from 27 exons.
CAGUCAUGUGACACCAGCUGUCCACUUCCGGUAACGAUCUCUGAGGGGGGAAAAGUUGAAGGAAUAUUUUAAGAAAAGUUUGGCCGCUUCCUUCUGAAGUUCCACGACAAACUCCGCGCCGACAUACACGAAACUCGAGUGGGAAUUUGUCAGUUGAAGUGGGAGUUUUUUGCGUAGGGGCCACAAACUUUGGAACAUGUCAACGACAGCUUUGUACAACGACCAAGGAGGAGCGGAGGCUGCGGUGGAAGCUGGCCAGGAGAGCGCCCCCUCCACCGUCGGGGCCGCCUUUGGACUCUUCAGCGCUGACUUUAAAAAGAAUGAAGACCUGAAAGAAAUGCUGGAGAGCAACAAGGAGUCGCUCAAACUUGAGGCCAUGAAGAGGGUGGUCGGGCUGAUUGCGAAAGGAAAGAAUGCAUCCGAGCUGUUUCCCGCCGUGGUGAAGAACGUGGCCAGUAAGAACAUCGAGCUGAAGAAGCUGGUGUACGUGUACUUGGUGAGGUAUGCGGAAGAGCAGCAGGACCUGGCCUUGCUCUCCAUCAGUACCUUCCAGCGGGCCCUCAAGGACCCAAACCAGUUGAUCCGGGCCAGUGCACUGAGGGUUUUGUCUAGCAUCCGCGUGACCAUCAUCGUCCCCAUCAUGAUGCUGGCCAUUAAGGAGGCCGCCGCCGACCUGUCUCCUUACGUCAGGAAGACCUCCGCCCACGCUAUCCAGAAGCUUUACAGCCUGGACCCGGAACAGAAGGAGCAGCUGAUUGAAGUGAUCGAGAAGCUCCUGAAGGACAAAAGCACGCUUGUGGCGGGCAGCGUGGUGAUGGCCUUCGAAGAGGUGUGCCCGGACCGCAUCGACCUGAUCCACAAGAACUACCGCAAGCUGUGCAACUUGCUGGUGGACGUGGAAGAGUGGGGCCAGGUGGUCAUCAUCUCCAUGCUCACACGCUACGCACGAACGCAGUUCACCAGCCCGUGGAAGGAGGGCGCCGUCUUUGAGGAAAACCAUGACAAGACCUUCUACGAAUCGGACCCAGAGGAGAAAGGCGAGGCGGCGGAGGCCAAGCCGUACGUCAUGGACCCGGAUCACCGGCUGCUGCUCCGGAACACCAAGCCGCUGCUGCAAAGCCGAAACACGGCGGUGGUGAUGGCGGUGGCUCAGCUUUACUGGCACCUUGCACCCAAACAGGAAGUCAACGUGGUCACCAAAUCGCUAGUGCGCCUGUUGAGGAGCCACAGAGAGGUGCAGUACGUGGUUCUUCAGAACAUCGCCACCAUGUCCAUUCAGAGGAAGGGGAUGUUUGAGCCUUUCAUGAAAAGUUUCUACGUCCGAUCCACCGACACCACACACAUCAAAACACUGAAGUUGGAGAUCCUGACCAACCUGGCCAAUGAGGCCAACAUCUCCACCAUCCUAAGAGAGUUUCAGACGUACGUCAAGAGUCAGGACAAAGCUUUCGCGGCGGCCACCAUCCAGGCUAUCGGCAGGUGCGCCACCAACAUCGCCGAGGUGACGGACACCUGCCUCAACGGUCUGGUGCUCCUGCUGUCCAACAGAGAUGAGGGCGUGGUGGCCGAGAGCGUGGUCGUGAUCCGCAAGUUGCUGCUCACGCAGCCCACCCAGCACAGCGAGAUCAUCAAGCACAUGGCCAAGCUCUUCGAUAAAAUCACCGUGCCCAUGGCUCGGGCCAGCAUCCUGUGGUUGAUGGGCGAAUACUGCGAGCGCGUGCCCAAGAUCGCGCCAGACGUGCUGCGCAAGAUCGCCAAGACUUUCACCGCCGAAGAGGAUAUCGUCAAGCUGCAGGCCGUCAACCUAGCGGCCAAGCUCUACCUCACAAACUCCAAGCAGACUAAGCUGCUAACCCAGUACAUCCUCAAUUUGGGCAAAUACGACCAGAACUAUGACAUCCGCGAUCGCACCCGCUUCAUACGGCAACUGAUUGUGCCGAGCGAGCAGAUGGGCGCCCUUAACAAGUACGCCCGCCGCAUCCUUUUGGCACCCAAGCCCGCUCCCGUGCUCCAGUCUGCUUUCAAAGAUCGAGAUCGUUUCCAGCUGGGCACGCUUUCUCACAGCCUCAACAGCAAAGCCGCCGGAUACCAUGAGCUGUCAGAGUGGCCCGCGGUGGCACCUGACCAGUCUGUGAGGAACGUGGAAGUCAUUGAGCCGGUAAAUGAGUGGGCGUCGCUGGUCGGGAAGGCCAAGCCGCCGCCUGAUUCAGAUGACAAAUUCUACUCUGACGAGGAUGGAGACAAAAAGGAGGACACCAGCGACGAAAACAGCAGCAGCACAAGCACUAGUAGUAGUAGCAGCAGUGAAGAGUCUGGAAGCGGCAGCGACGAAGAGGAUGGUAGCAGCCAAGAGUCUGACGAGAGCUCCACCGAUUCCGGGAAAAGUUCUGGGGAAUCAAAUAAGAGCUCCGGCGAUUCAGGUUCAGAACAGAAGAAGAAGAUAGUGAAAAAGACCAAGAAAUCUCAGAAACACAAGCAAAACACUGCUGACAGCGGCAAAAGUGGCGACGAACCAAUGGACGAAGGAAGCAGCUCGUCAGCUGAAAGCUCUUCGUCCGAGUCGGACUCUGAUUCGGAAUCGGACUCCGAAGCUCAGCGGCCCAAGAACAAUGUCAAGGCUAACCCCAAAGUGGACAACACGUCUAAGGAAGUGUCCUUGCUGGAUCUCGACGAUUUUUUUCCAGCUCCCACGAACACAAGUAAACCCUUUGCGGUCACUUCCAGUUUGAUGUCAGACCUGGAAGGACUUUCCCUCUCUGGUGGAGCUGCCACCAUCACACAGGUGACGAGUCUGUCUUUCGGGCUGGUGAAAAGCUACGAGCUGCUUCACCACAUGAGCGGGAAAGGCCUGUCGGCUAAGUACUGCUUCCCUCGCCAGCCUUGCCUGUACGGGCCCAGCAUGGUGGCCGUGCAGGUCACCCUAACCAACAACUGCGAGCGCCCCUUGGAGGAGAUCCAUGUCGGCGAAAGCGGACCCGCCGGCCUUGACAUUCACGCUUUUAACACUAUUGAGCGCUUGGAUCCGGAGGCCUCCGUCACCGUUUCCAUGGGCAUCGACUUCAAUGACUCCACGCAGGCGGCCAACUUCCAACUGUGCACCAAAGAGGAGCGCUUUAGUGUUUCAAUACAGCCUGCCGUGGGGGAGCUUCUGACGCCCUGCACCCUCAGUGAGACAGACUUCUCCAAGGAACAAAGUAAACUCCGAGGAAUGAACGAAACCUCGGCAACCAUUGUCAUGGCGACGCCUGACAUUUCAGACCAAGCUGUCGCCGAACGUGUCCUUUCAGUUGCCAACGUGGGCGCGGUGGCCUCCUCAGAAAGUCAUGUACUAAGGUUUGCGGGUCGCACGGUGAGCAGCAAGGUUCUGGUUUUACUUCUCCUGGACCUGAAGGAGCAAACAGACAGCGUCUUGCUGACAGUCAACACAGAGAAGAGUGUCAUGGCGUCCAUGUUGCUGCGGGACCUCAAACAGACCUUGGCCCAGGCAUAGAACUCCUACAACACUUUUUUUUUUUUUUUUUUUUUUUUUUUUUUUUUUUUUUUACACCUAGUUCAAGCCACAUUACAAAAAACUGGAGCUAAUAUUUCGUAAUGUGUGUUAUAGUUUUCCACAGUUUCAAUGUCCUUAAAAACACUUUAUUAAUCAUAAAGCUGUCAAACUGAGUGGCUACGUUUCAUACGUUUUCAAAUGAUCUAAGCGCAGUAUUUCCAAUCGAAUUUCAACUUUCCUCCAAAUUGGAAAAGCAAAGCGUUGUUUGCUUUUUCCACGGCCGCUAGCACCUGUUAGCUCGCCUGUCACGGCGCAUCCGUCACCGUCGCGCUCGUUCACGAGCGCACCUGUUUACACACACACACACAGACUCUAAAAAUUUCACAACUGUUCAAAUGGAUCGGACAUCUACCACAGUCAGUGGAGAUUAACGAGUUAAAACAAAUCUUGGAUAAAUAAAAUCACUUUGAAUAGAACAGAGCUGCGUUUUUCUUUACAGAAAAACUACAGUCAUGUGAAAAAAUUAAGACACCCUAUGGAACACACCCUGUGUGUUUUCUUACAUAUUUGGUCAUACGGAUAUUUAAUACCAAUUUUAACAAUCUUGAUGGAUUCAAGUGAUAAAACUAAACAAUUAAAACUGGAAAAAAAAGAUAACUUUCUGUAAAAUGUAAUUUUAAAUAAAUGCCAUUUCUGUUGAAUAAAUUUGGACACCCCCAUAUUCAAUCCCACUUAAAAUGGCUAAAAUCACACACAGGUCCAUCACAUCAGGUACACAUGAUUAGAUCAUCAUUACCCAGUGUUUUGAAGGAGGCUUGUCUUAUUUUAACCUCACAUUUAGUUUGGUGUGCCCCUGACUGUUGCAGUGAGAGAAAACACCAUGGUUAGAUCAAAGGAGCUGUCUGAGGCCUUCAGAAAGAAGAUUGUGGACCCUUAUGAGUCUGGUGAGGGAUUUCAAAAGCUCGGAAAAGAAAAGAAAAUCAGCCAUUCCACUGUCCGGAAAAUAAGAGGACAUUCAAAAAAACUGCCAAAAUGCCAAGGUCUGGCCGUCCAAGCAAGUUCACCCUGAGAGCAGACCGCACAAUGCUAAAAGAAGUCCUCAAAAACCCUCAAAUGUCAUCACGGGACCUACAGCAGGCUCUUGCUAAUGUUGAUGUGAAAGUGCAUGCCUCUACAAUCAGAAAGAGCCUUCUGAAGAAGAUGUUACCUUUUCUUGAAGGUACAUUUGCAUUAUUCUAACAGCAGCUGUCGAUUAUUUUAGUAGUCGAUUAAUUGAUUAACAAGUUAGUUCGAAUAAUCGGGUAAUCGGAUAACGAACAUAAAAAAUUAAAAUACCUGAGCUGAGCCUUAAACGGUAUUUAAAUAAAAAUAAAAAAUGAGGAUCUAUGUACAACAAAAUAACAAUUGGCUAACUUACAUAGCAAAAGUCCACUAGCUUAAAUGCUUUAAAAUGCUAAUGUUUUUUUUUUAGGGCUGUCAAAAUUAUUGCGUUAACGGGCGGUAAUUCAUUUUUUUAAAUUAAUCACGUUAAAAUAUUUGACGCAUUUAAUGCACAUGCCCCGCUCAAACAGAUAAAAAUGACAGCACAGUGUGAUGUGCAUUUGUUACUUGUUUUUGGAUGAUUUGUCGGCCUCUGCUGGCGCUUGGAUGUGACUGAUUUUAUGGGUUUCAGCACCAUUGUGUAAUUAUUGACAUCAACAAUGACGAGCUACUAGUUUAUUUUUUUGAUUCAAAGUUUUACAAAUUGUAUUAAAACGAAAACAUUGAGUGGGGUUUUGAUAUAAAAUUUCUAUAACUUGUACUAAUAUUUAUCUUUUAAGAACUACAAGUCUUUCUAUCCAUGGAUCACUUUAACAGUUAAUUAUGUUAAUGCCAUCUUGUUGAUUUAUUGUUAUAAUAAACAAAUACAGUACUUAUGUACAGUAUGUUGAAUAUAUAUAUCCGUCUUGUCUUAUCUUUCCAUUCAAUAAUAAUUUACAAAAAAAUAUGGCAUAAUUCAUAGAUGGUUUGAAUUGUGAUUAAGUACGAUUAAUUAAUUUUUAAGCUGUCAUUAACUCGAUUAAAAAUUUUAAUCGUUUGACAGCCCUAGUUUUUUUUUUUUUUUUUUUUUUUUUACAAUGCUCUUAACAAAUGGUUCAGACACAUAUUCCCACAAAUCAGCUAAAUAUACCUAUAAACUAAAUUAUGAAUGCAUUAAAAAAACAUUAGCUCAAACAAAAACUUAGCUUACAUUGGUCUUAACAGGGAGCAGUUAGUUUUAGCUAUGUGAAAUGAGGCAGACCAGAGGGCAGUGUAUCCACCCUAAUCGAUAAAACUAAAUGCAAACACUUUCAAAACAAACCAUUACAAUGCCACUUUAAUUAAACGAAUACUCGAAGCAAUAAAAUUCGAAUAUUUUUUUUCUAAUCGAAUACUCGAGUUUAUCGAUUAAUCGUUGCAGCACUAAUUCUAACACACUUAAUAUAAUCAAUCAGGGAUUAGUAUCUUUUCUCUUAUUUACCGAUCGACUGUUUGUAUUACUCUAACACACCCAAUAUAAAAUAAAUAGCACUUACACCAUAGAUUAACCCAUUUCAACCCGCCGGUCACAAUAGUGACCAGAAAACAAUAUUUUUUUAAAUAAUUUUUUUCUUUAUUAUUGAUUACUGAAAGGGGGCAAUCCGGUUUGGUAGUUUGCAUGUCUGGGGAAAAUUCGGGAUAAAAUGGGUUAAGGAAAACAAGCUGAAUAUAGGGGAUUAAUAUACAUGACGCCUUCUUAUCACGUGUGCAACAUGCAACUGACUGACCAACUCUCGCAAUCAGUUCUCCCGGACAGUCCAGAACAAAUGGCAGGACGCUCUGUCCCAACACAAGGAACACCGGAGAACACCCGAAAUCCAACUGAUAACACGACUGACAAGAGCCCAUUUCACGCUGAGGUGGCAAAAUCCACAACCCUCAUUGCCCGGACAACAGUAACUUCUGAAUCCUCCUGUCCAAUCCACAAACAGACAAUAAUCCUAAACACACCCUUCUUCCCGCCCCGCAAGAGCCUUCAAAAGACUGAAUGCUUAACUAAUCGUGGUUAUUUUUUCUCGGGAACCUUUUGUUGAUGUGUGAUAGGGUGACCUUGCCUCCCGGCCUGAGUCUGUUUCCCUUUCGCCUUGCUGUUUGAUCGCUGUCGACCUAAAUGAAUUGUCAACUUGUUUUUAAUGAGCCAUCUUUAAGCAUUUCAAAAUGGAAUCAGUAAAAAGGGUUAAGACUAAGGUCAACGCGUGGAGUUGAGAGAUGUCGGGGUCCCGCCGACCAGGGUCAUCUGAUUUGCACCAGCGCGGGUUCUGCGGUCGGCUGGUGCGAUUCCGGCAGUCUGGCUAAAAGGUCAGAUUCCUUCACAAGUUUAACCUUCAUGAGAGUUGUGCAAGGAGGAAACCUUUGCUCUCCAAGAAGAACAUGAAGGCCAGACUGAAGUUUCCCAGAGUGAAUGCAGACAAAGACCAGGACUUCUGGAAUAAUGUUCUUUGGAAACCAGAACAGAGGACAAAAGAACUUCAUACUAACCGUGAAACAUGGAGGUGGAAGUUUCAUGGUUUGGGGAUGCUUUGCUACAGCAGGACCUGGCCAGCUCAGCGUCAUAGAAUCCACCAUAAAUUCUAUCGUGUAUCUGAGGGUGCUUCAGGAACAUGUGAGAUCAACUGUGAUCUUUUUCCUCAGUUAGAAUAUGCAUUUUUGUGUAUAUAUUUGGUUUAAUGAGUUAAAGUUAAUUUUUGUUGUUUACCUGCAAUUAAAUCCCUUUCUUUUCCAGAGAUAAAGAAAAACAAGAUCAGACAUUGAUAUGUAAACAUGUCUUAAUAAAGAACUGACGAUAUAAUGGGGUUUCCUAAUUUUUUCACAUUAUUUUAUGAAAGUCAGCGAUUUGGACCAUCAUUUUUUAAUUAAAAUAGAUUAAAUGCAUUAUUUGUAUAUAUUUGUGUCCAUGCACAGCCGCUCAU